AUGCUGAUUUUGCUUAUUGGGUCACCCAUUGAUGAUAGAAAAGCGAUAAAGCAUAUACGCGUACGCUUAGUUCUACAAGGAGCACCACAGAGAAUGAGUGUCCACACCCCCUUUUUGCCGCAAUCUCAGUAUUGGAAAGAACACCAGCUUGUCCCGCUGGGUUUGGCAGCUGGGGGAGUUGUGAGCUUGGGAAUUGCAUCGGUGGGUUUUGCGUGGUGGUACGGUGCGGACUAUUUUCAUCACCAGGGGGCCUAUGACCGUAAUUGGGUGGGUUACGACGUAUUCACAUUCGUUGGCCUGCUACUAUUCACCGUGUGUUCCUCUUCCGGUGUGACGCUGCUAUAUGUG
Messenger RNA from Trypanosoma rangeli, 348 nucleotides. Its product is annotated as ferric reductase. The record is from RefSeq and is a predicted model, not a curated record. The transcript has a single exon. NCBI's taxonomy places the organism in Eukaryota, Euglenozoa, Kinetoplastea, Trypanosomatida, Trypanosomatidae. The annotation marks the transcript as partial.